Messenger RNA from Benincasa hispida (wax gourd), 1001 nucleotides. RefSeq names its product SAGA-associated factor-like protein. The record is from RefSeq and is a predicted model, not a curated record. Lineage: Eukaryota; Viridiplantae; Streptophyta; Magnoliopsida; Cucurbitales; Cucurbitaceae. Gene Ontology annotation, cellular component: DUBm complex; SAGA-type complex.
UCUUAUUUCUUAUUUUUUAUUUUUAUUUAACAUAUUUUCCGAUACCCUCGUCUUCUUUUCGAUGAAGCUUCCCUCUUUUUGUAGUCUUCUCGGAUCCCACUGUGCUUGGAUUUGUAAACUCUGUUCAUUUUUGCUGCGAAUUCAACUUCAUAUAAGCCUAUAUUGAAACUCCUUCUGCUUCUAGAUCCAUGUCGAUGCCGAAUGAGGACAAUGCAUCUUCACAAACUCAGCUGUCAUCUAAUUUGUUUGGAGAUCUUCUGGAUUCUGUGAUUGUUGAUAUUGCAUCGGAAUGUCAUCGAAUAGCAAGAUUAGGUCUUGAUCGUAACUUAGAAGAGGAAGAAGAAGAAUUAAGACUUUCAGCACAGGCACGAGUAAGAGUAGCUGAUUCUAGCAAUAGUAGUGAAGCAAACGGAAAAUAUGUAGUUGAUAUUUUUGGACAAACUCAUCCUUCUGUUGCGAACGAAAUAUUUGAUUGCAUGAAUUGUGGUCGAUCAAUUAUGGCUGGGAGAUUUGCCCCUCAUUUAGAGAAAUGCAUGGGAAGGGGUAGAAAGGCUCGUCCCAAAGUGACAAGAAGUAGUACAGCUGCCCAGAGCCGAUAUUCACGAGGCAAUCCUGUUUCUGCGUAUUCCCCUUACUCUAAUUCCACCAGCACGAAUCGCUUACUUAAUGGAACGUCUAGUCUUGCAGGGGAGGAGUACUCAAAUGGUAUAUCUGAAGACCCAUGAACAAUAGAGCAAUGGCCAAAUUAUUCCAAUUUAGGAAAAACAUACUGUAAUCUAAAUGUGCUUGCAGGAACAUAAUGAUACCUGCUGCCAUGUUCAGUUUUAUUGUACAUGACUUCUUUAUGUGAGCUAUCAUUAAUGACAUGGGAAAAAAUAUAUCAUGUCUGGAAUCUGGAUGUACUAUGAGUUCAUCAUUACUUUCAACUGUCCCAAAUUUUGAUGCUGAAGAUCUUGUACAGAAGUUCGAAAAAAAAGGAAUCUCAUGCAAUUCUAAUUUAA